AAAAAAAUCAACCAAACAAUCAUCUCUAAAAAUAAAAAAAAAUGGAGCAAAAUAUGCCAAUCAUAGCAAAAAAAUUCUGGAGCGUAGUCCGAGUUCUCUACUUCAUGCUGAGAAAAGGCAUCUCCAAAGCCAAGCUAUUAUCCGAUCUCAGCACGAUGCUGAAGCGCGGCAAAAUCGCCGGAAAAGCCGCCAUCCACAACCUGAUUUUCCACCACGCCGCCGCGGACACCGCCGCCGCCGCCCGCCGCCGGGAUCCGAUAAACGAGUACGAGUUCAGCUGCAGCAGCAGCCCGGCCUUCACCUUCCCCUCCUUCCACCGCGGCAAGCCGCCGCAGAUCGACGCCGAGAUGCUGGCGGAGGCGCUCGAGGUGUUCAGCAGCGCCGCCGCGUCGCCCGCGCUGCCUGGGUUCGGGCCGAGCCCGAUGGUGCGGCAGCUGCGGAUAACGGACUCGCCUUUCCCCCUGUGCGACGCCGGCGAGGACAAUCACCACGUCGAUGAGGCGGCGGAGAGGUUUAUUGGGAAGUUUUACAGUGAUUUGAAGCGGCAGAGCUCCAAAUCGCGGUCGCCCUUCUCUUGAUUUGGGAUUUUAAUUAGGGUUUGUGUUUAUUGAUUUUUAAGAUUUCGUGCAUGGUGUUAUACAUGCAAUAAUGGGAAAGUAUUGGGAUAAAAAUGAAAACAAAAAGUGGAGUAUUGUUUUUUUGGUUAUGAAAAAUGGAGAAAACAAAAUUAAUUGCCCGACCUUAAAUCCUUUGGUCAACUGUUCCACCUUUCAAAGAUUCACGGAAACAAUUAAUUAUUGGGUCUGCUGAUGAAAAUCGUAGCCACACCAGAACUGAAAUUAAUCACUUGGGUGUCUUAGGGAAUCUUAAAAAUCCGUUUAUUCCACCUUUUGAGGAUCUUACAAAUCAUCGACAACAUUAAUCAUUGGGUCUGCUGACGGAAACCUUGACCGGACUAGAAAUGAGUAUUUACUAUUGUAAAAUGUGAAAGGAAAAAAGCAUUUUAGUUGGAGAAAAAUUUAGCAAAUGUUUGGAGAGAUGGAGGAGAAUCCUACCUACUCAUCUUUACUGAUAUUGUACAUUUUAUUUA
Messenger RNA from Salvia splendens (bonfire salvia), 1090 nucleotides. RefSeq lists its product as uncharacterized. The coding region runs from base 42 to 578 and encodes 178 amino acids. NCBI's taxonomy places the organism in Eukaryota, Viridiplantae, Streptophyta, Magnoliopsida, Lamiales, Lamiaceae. The record is from RefSeq and is a predicted model, not a curated record. The transcript has a single exon.